Molecule: messenger RNA, 1499 nt
Organism: Cherax quadricarinatus
Lineage: Eukaryota; Metazoa; Arthropoda; Malacostraca; Decapoda; Parastacidae
Product: helix-loop-helix protein delilah-like
Biological process (GO): positive regulation of transcription by RNA polymerase II; sensory organ development; axon development
Cellular component (GO): nucleus
Molecular function (GO): protein dimerization activity; E-box binding; DNA-binding transcription factor activity, RNA polymerase II-specific
Source: RefSeq, a predicted model, not a curated record
GGGCUGGAGUCCUUGGUUGAGGUAGUACGUGUGCCUCACUCCUCCCGAUCCUCCUCACUUGCUACGCGUGUGCACUCGAUAAACAUAACGUCUCCUGGAAGCUACAGUUUUCUUGGAAGUGAAAGACUGUGUUAGCCGCAAAACACAUCAAAGUGCCUCAUUUAUUGUCUUCAGGAAGUGAUGCGCAAAGACAUACAGUGUUAUCAAUUUGUUCUUCUUGGUUAUCAAUUUGUUCUUCUUGAACAGCAUUACAUUUCGUGAAGUCAAGUCUUGCACUGGAAAAUGGCCAAAAUAGAGAACCAAGUGGCAACUCAGGAGAGUGUGGGCGAUGCAGUGGACGAUAAUAAUAACAAUAAUAGCAACGAUGAUAAAAAUCAAACUGACAGCCAGAUUAGCAAGACAGCGGCAAGUUCCGGCGCAAAGUAUCAGUUGCGACCUCGGUCAGUGCACCCGCGGCGCCGCUGUGACAGUGAAUGGAGUCUGGAGGACACACUGCGGCAACACAAGCAGAGACCGCCACCGCUCUCCAGGUACCGCAGGAAGACGGCUAAUGCCCGCGAAAGGUACCGCAUGCGGCAAAUCAACACUGCCUUUGAGAGCUUACGAGGGGUGUUACCCUCGUGGGUAUGUAGCCGACGCGCCGCUUCCGAGAUGACGAAGAUCACCACGCUGAGGCUGGCCUCGGCCUACAUCAGGUCGCUACAGGACAUCCUGGAUGGUAAAGCCCAUCAGGACACCUGCUCCUGGGUCCUUUCCAGCAUUUUCCAGGACGCCUCCCAUCUCCAGGAGUCUCAGCCAGACCUCUGCGAUGGUAAUCACUCCAAGACGCAGCAAGCUCUCUCGCAUACGCCCUCAGAUUCUGAUUUCGUGUCUUUCCUGUGCACUUCCACGGAGUCCACAGUUUUUCAGGACAGCAUGGAGUCUUUCUCUUACCUUUCUCCCAUGUCUGAGGCUGAGGCCAUGGCUCUUCUGCUAGGGAACGAACAUCAACCAAGACCCUGGACCGAGGGUCACCACUUCCCGCUUGUGUCGUGAUUUCAGCGAAGUCGUUAAUGCUCUUCUUGGAUCUUGAAUUUCCGUCCCGAUCACGUACCUACCAUACCAUUCCCGCCGGUGUAGAGAAGUGAUCUAUCAUAAGAAAAUUCACGGUGAUUAAGGUGAUAAGUUGGCGAUCAUCAUGGCAUGCAGAUGUCAUAACUAUUACGACUGUGGCUUGGGCUUCCUUACAGAAGAACGGCUUCAGUUGCGGCAUUGCAACGACAGCUACGACACAGCCAGCAAGGUUUCGGGUGCCAUAGGCGAUUAGCGGCUCACCUCUGAUAGGAUAUUAAGUGACAAUCCCUAAAAUCUGCAUUUGAGAAAAAGAAGAAUUUGCAGUCUGUUUCGUGAACUCUCCAGUUUAACAUGUUUUUCACUUACGACCACUGAUCGUAAAGUUGUCGAGACAGACUUUCUUGAAAGAUAGUCAAUAGAAAGUGCAAAAUAUUAUUGUGUAUCUG